UUGCAUCCUCACUUUUCACCAUAAUAUGCUUAGCAUAUGCUUGGUGUAAGAAGAAAAGCAAGAGCCGGCCGUCUCAAUCUUCAAUGAGAGAUCGAUUCUUGAAAAUUUCAUACGCUCAACUUCUCAAGGCUACCAAUGGCUUCUCCGAAACCAAUUUGAUUGGAAAUGGUGGGUUCAGUUCCGUUUAUAAAGGAGUCCUUAAUGAAAAUGAUGAUACACUUGUCGCAGUGAAAGUUCUGCGUCUUCAAAAUCGAGGGGCGGAAAGAAGCUUUAUGAGGGAGUGUGAAGCAUGGCGAAACAUUCGACACCGUAAUCUGUUAAGGAUAAUAACUUCAUGUUCAAGCAUUGACUUUCAAGGAAAUGAUUUCAAAGCUUUGGUAUACGAGUUUAUGCCCAAAGGGAGUUUACACGAUUGGCUUUAUACAAGUGAAGGUACAUCCAGGUUAAACUAUAUUCAGAUAACAAAUAUUCUUGCCGAUGUCGCGUCUGCACUUGAUUAUCUUCAUAAUCACUGUGUACCAAUCGUUGUUCACGGUGACUUGAAGCCUAGCAACAUUCUACUCAACGAUGAAAUGGUGGCUCAUGUCGGAGACUUUGGUUUAGCUCGCUUUCUUGGAACAACUUCUUACCAAAACAGCUCCACCGGCAUUAGAGGAACAAUUGGUUACGCUGCUCCAGAAUAUGGACUCGGGAGUGAUAUGACAACUAAUGGAGAUGUCUAUAGUUUUGGAAUGCUAUUACUAGAGGUGAUGACCGGAAAAAAGCCAACUGAUGACAUAUUUAAUGAAGGGCAUAGCCUUCAUAAAUUUGCUUCCAUGGCUUUGCCUGACCAUGUAAUGGAUAUUAUUGAUCUCAACAUUCUAAACAUUUAUCAAGGAGUGUGUGAAGCAGAUGCACAGAAAAUAGAAGAAUGUUUGGCUUCAACAAUCAAAAUUGGAGUAUCAUGCUCUCUGGAUUCCCCAUCACUAAGGAUGAAUAUGGAAAAGGUUGUACAUGAAUUGCAUCGUAUCCAGAAUACACUUCCAAAUAUUGAGAUCUAACACCAGGCUUGCAUUUGGGAUUUCAAAUAAACUACACCUAGGAUAUGGUGUAUGUCAUCAUUGAAUCAUUGUUAGUUUGCCAUACAUAUAUAAUUGUUAUUUUGCUUAAUAUCUUGUUGACACAGGUAUACGAGUUUGUGCUUAAUUAUUUACAAAGGAUAUAUAUUAU
This is a messenger RNA of Helianthus annuus (common sunflower), 1209 nucleotides long. Its product is annotated as probable LRR receptor-like serine/threonine-protein kinase At3g47570. Gene Ontology annotation, molecular function: ATP binding; protein kinase activity. The record is from RefSeq and is a predicted model, not a curated record. NCBI's taxonomy places the organism in Eukaryota, Viridiplantae, Streptophyta, Magnoliopsida, Asterales, Asteraceae. The transcript has 3 exons. Gene Ontology annotation, biological process: protein phosphorylation. Bases 84 to 1040 code for a protein of 318 amino acids.